CUAGGACGCUCUUAUCCACUUAUCUUGUAUUUGUCAGUGAUAAAGCGCCGGAACGUUAGGCGAUGAUACACGGGUACCUGUCGACGUUCCCGAUCGACUAAUUACGUUCUCGUCGCGUCGCAUCGUUCCCGAAAUAGCUGUCUCCCUUACGUGAAUUGGGGAAGCGUUAAUUCGCAACGGAGGAUAUCUUCCGCAGGACGCAAGGAGAUGGUCGUCAAGAGUUCCGGACCGCUUCUCGAGAAGCAGAUCGGCUGCAUUAAGUUCACGAUUUUCUGCUUGAACGCGAUAAUAUGGAUCCUGGGCUGUGCGAUGUUCGGACUGUCGAUCUGGAUGCGGUUCGAGCCGACGCUCGAGGAGUGGGUGGAGUUCCUGAAUAUGUACGAGAUCUACAUCGGGGUUUACUUGCUGAUCGCCGCCUCGGUGCUCGUCAUGGCCAUCGCCUUCAUCGGCUGCGCCGCCGCGCUUAUGGAACACAUCAUGAUUUUAUACGCCCACGUGGGUCUUCAAGCGUUCAGUUUCAUUUGCUGUCUAUCCGGAGCGGCGGUCAUUCUUGAUUAUUCGACGUACGACAGUAAGAUUCAGCCUAUCAUCGAACGGGCCAUGUACAAUCUUAUCAGCAACUCCCAUCACGACUCGGCGAGCUUCAUUCUGCGAGUAAUCCAAGAAACCGUCGGAUGCUGCGGAGCCGACGGACCCAGAGAUUAUACGCAGUUGCGUAAACCAUUGCCCACCGAGUGUCGGGAUACCGUCACCGGAAACGCCUUCCAUCACGGCUGUGUGGAGGAAUUGUCUUGGUUUCUGGAGGCGAGAUCGGGAUGGCUUGCCGGUCUGGCGAUGGCAUUGUGCAUGCUUCACGUGAUCAUAGCGGUGCUGUCGCUGACACUGAUACGAGCGAUCAAGAAAGAAGAGGAAUCCAUAACGUUCAAGCGCUAGACAUCAAUUCGUCAUCUAACGAUGUGCAACAGUGACAUAUUAUAAUUAGUGUAAUUAUAAUUCUUUUUAUAAAAAAGAAACAAAGGAAGUUAUAAAGUCUAUAUGUUUCUAAAUCGCGAAUUUUGCGAGUUAUAUAUCAUUCUAAGGGCCGGUUGUUUCAACUUGUUGGUCAGCUAACUAAUAGUUAAAUCAUAUGUCCAUCUUUGUCUAAUGUAAUUGAUAAACAAAGACAUAUAUAUGAUUUAACUAUUAGGAAGUUUACCAACAGGUUGGAACAACCGGCCCUAAGAGUGACAUCAAUCGUCAGUAGGGAUAUGCAAUAAGUAGUUUUGCGCUCGUAUCUUUUCAUUUCUGAAGCUUUCAAUUUUCAAACAUAAAAAUUUGUCUUCUUUUUCGAAUAAAUCCUCAAUUCAAAGUUGGAUUCAGAUUCAAAAUAACUCGCAUAUUCCUACCACUGUUUUAUAAGGAACUAAAUUACGUUUUAAUUAUCGCUAAUUCACGACAGACAUUCAUGCGUUUCACUUUAAAAUUGAGUACAUCCAAUUUGUGUGUUCUUCCAUUAUAACAUUUUUUUUAGUUUUGUACAUCAUUUCUAUUCUCUUGCAUGAUUUAUAUUUAUAAAUUAAUGGUCAUUUUUAGGAAAAGCCAUUUUUAAAUAGAUUUACAUGGAAAACAGAGAGAAUAUAUAAAUAAAUUAAGUUGCUAUCUAUAAUAAUUAUUGAAUGAAUACUAAUAAUCGAACGACAAUUGCUAAAAAUGAGAUACUAUCUCUGAUAUUCAAUGUAAAAGUUAUCACGAUGAUAUAUUGAUAAAUGGAAAGUAAAGAAUUAAUAAACGAAUAAAAAAUA
This is a messenger RNA of Temnothorax curvispinosus, 1781 nucleotides long. RefSeq names its product tetraspanin-2A (gene Tsp2A). The record is from RefSeq and is a predicted model, not a curated record. Lineage: Eukaryota; Metazoa; Arthropoda; Insecta; Hymenoptera; Formicidae. Bases 208 to 933 code for a protein of 241 amino acids. The transcript is spliced from 5 exons. Gene Ontology annotation, cellular component: membrane.